AUGGCAGAGGAGGAGGAUCCGUACGCACUUUCGUCGUCCGAAUCGGAAGAUGAAGCUCCACGAAAGCCAAUCACGAUCGAGGGAAGAAGCGGAGAUUUGAAACAGUUGGUGAGUCGUGUGAACGCCUCUCGAGAAUUUCAUAAAAACUGGGGGAAAAAGUCUGGCCGACAGAUGCUCAUGUGCCCGAAUACGGGCAAUUUUCAAACGUACUUAGGAAGCACCUUCUUAUCAAAAAACGAAAAGAUCAUAAUGAAACUACAUUUUAGCGAGAAGCUCUCAGCGAUCAGACGGUUCGUUUGACUACCAUUUUUGCAGAUCAUCUUUGCUAUUUUUUCUCAUUUUCCACUUCUCAAUACAUUUCCACUAUUUACCCCCGGGAAACGCACACAUCUCUAUCCUAAUUACCUCGAAUUAAGAAUCCAGUCUUAUCACCCACUUCAUCUUUUCCUACUAACCAUUAACGACAGCUGAUAAUAUGAUAUUGACACUUUCUCCUUCCAGAAAUCAGCCCUCUUUGAAAACAAAGGUCUGGUCAAAGAUGAGGCAAGAGAGGAGGAGUUGGCAGCGUUGAAGCAGGGAAAUGAGCUGAAGAAGAUGAAAGAAGUAGGUGGAAAUAAUUUGUUAGCAAAAAAUCAUAAGGGAAAGUAUUUUCUCUACAGGAAUUUGAGUCUGGAGCCGUUCACAACAUUGAGAAUGAAGAUGAAGAUACAAGAAUUGCCAGAUUGGAAGAGAGACAGAAACUCACUGAAAUUGGAAAAGAAAAGUAUUCCAAGUUCAAGACAAAGUUCGAGAACAUUGACGCGACAAUGGAAGAAGAUCUGGAGCAGAAACUAAAGCGUUUGCAGAAAGAGCAAAUCGGCGGACUCGGCAAGGAAACGCUGGCUUCCGCAAAAGAAAGGUGAGAAGGCUCUUUGUUGUAGACGAAGAUGUUUUUUGUUAUUUUUAGAUUCGAGAAAGGCGAGAGCGAUAUUGUUGUGGAGAAGAGCAUUGUCGAUAUCGAACGUAGCGCCGAUCUGUCUAAGAUGAAAGCCGCUUUCCAAGAAACCAAAGAAGUUGAGAAGAAGAACUGCUGUAUUUGUGACAAAGUUGUCUAUCCGGUGGAGAAGGUGGUUGCCAACAAGAACCUCUACCAUGUUCAAUGCUUCAAGUGUUGCAAGUGUGCCAAGAAACUGACGUAUGUUGAGAUGUUACAAAAUUUCGCACACAUUGCCAAAUGAAUUGCAGGUCGACCAACUUUAACUCGCACGAAGGCAAGCUUCUGUGUAAAGUGCACAUGUUGGAAGUGUUCCAUCCGGAACUCGCCAAGUCGAUGGACCCGGCCAACACUGAAGGUGAGUGGUGUAAUAGAAAGUUCUUCUCCCUCCCGUUCGCGACCAGAUGUCUGUCUUGACCGCCUGAAUUCAAUGUUCCCAUAUUGUUUGCUCGUCUCAAGUGAGAGCAACCAAAUUGUAGCAAUCAAGCACAUUGACAAAUAUAUGAAAGACAAGUUUGAGUCCUUUCAAGAGAGUUUUUAUUUUUAUUUUAAGAAGACGAGCGCACCGCUUCUGAUGAGGAAGAGUUCGCAGUGUCCAGCAAACCGAAACAGCUUCAGGGUGUAGUCAAGUGUAAGUUUGUCCAUUUAAUUCACAUCGGGGAAAGCUUCGAAAAGAAGGGUUUUAAAUUCGGGUCAUUUAUUCGGAGGUGUCUACGCGGGUCGUAUCAUACGUAUGAUCAGUCCUCAUUAUUGUUAUUAUGCAAAGUGACAUUUUGAUGAUUAUCAGAACAGGUAUUCAUAGUCCAAAGCAUAGGAUCCAAAGCCAUUGAGGGUAUUUACCGUGGUAAAUAUUUCUUCAGAAAAAAGAUACUUACUAGAGCUGAUUUUUCAAACUUUUCUGCAAUGUACAAGAUUCUAUUUAAUUUCCAAAAAACGCAAUUAUACAGUAGGUAGUGAUCGGCAAGUGUUCCUCCUCAACAGCCCCAUUAGAUGUGAUCGCCCCUCUGAGAAAGUGAUGCUGUCGAUGAUCCUCUCUUCCUCUGCGCGUAACCUACCGCGCUCGCACAUGUUCUAAAUGUUUAUAAUAAUAACAAUAAUAAUGCAUCGAGGGUGUAUGCGAGGCAUUGUCUCUCUGAGUCUCUCAAUGCUCCCUUCUCCAUCUCCCCGGUUGGAGAAGGGAAGAGAUGGACGCGGCCCGCCUAAUUCCGUAGUCGCUGCGCUGGGCGUCGCGCAGUCACUCACUUGUGCGUUCGCCAGUUCACACCACAUCAUACUUAUAUCAUCUAUACGAUCUAUUGACUGCCAACACGAAAAGACUAUCCGGGCAAUCGAAUUCAUACCUUGACUGUACCGAACAGCAUCAUGGUUUCAGCUGGGGCCACUGCUGUUCACGACGAGCUGGCACAACUCAAGUCGCUCAAGGAGAAGAAGGGUGAUUUCGAAUCAUCAUGCAAAGAAGUGGACAACGUCGAGAAGCGCACUCAGGUGAGUAAGCUACUGUAGGUACACUGUGGAUUUAGUAGUGAUCAAAAGUAUGUAGAUGAUACAAUUUUUGUUGACUGCCAGAAUCACUGUAGAAUUAGAAAAUUAUAUCUAAUUACAAAACCGAACUUCAAGCGAAACUAAUGACAGCUCUAAGUUGAAUGGGGUCCAACUAAAGUCUUAGUAUUGUUUACAUUACAUUCAUUCAUACCCACACAAAUGACUAAUAUUUGCCGCUUUACUGGCGGACACCUUUAUUGUACUGCCAUCUUUUUGUUUAGGUUUUAUGAGGCAGAACAAAACAUGGUUUAUGGCGUACUGGUAGCUAGUUACACUAGCAUUCUGAUUGGUUUCGAGAGAACGCGAAUAGAUUUGUAUCUAACGACAUUCGUUUGCAGAUUGAGAAAGAACUGUUGGGUGCUGGUAAAGUGAAGGCCAACGCCGAAAGAUUCGUGUCUGGAGCAGCUCUGGAGAACAGUGAUGACGAGAGUGAAAGUACUGAGAGAGAUCCGAACAUCAUCAGAGGGAGCAAGAAGGCCUCGAAAAUGGAGCUGAACUUCGAGAAUGUGGGAGACAUCAAAAACAAGUGGAAGGAGGGAAAUGUGGAGACCGCAGAAGCCAAGGAAGCCGCCGAAAGAAAAGAGCUGGAGGCUCUCAAGGUAGAAUGAAUAUUCAUGCUCCGUUGAAUUGAAAAGUUAUAGGGUGGUGUUUCGGUUAAGGACCGAUUCAAAGAACGCAUUGAGAAGGAUGAGAAAGUUGUGGAAAGAAGCUGGAAUAAAGAUGAGCUUAGUACUUCCGGUGAGUGUUUGGGAACUUUUACGAAUGUAUCAUCACCAUGGUCUCCGUCUAUCCACUAUACACGUUUUGUUCGUGACCUGUUCAAAUAGUUUGAAAAAAAGUACUUUCUGAAAUUGAAGUAGUGAAAAACGAUGGAGAUGAUGCAAUUCGAGCACUUCUCACGUGUGUGAGAAGUCAAUACAUUACUACAAAGACUUGGAAACUACGAGGUUCUCUUCUCCAUGGCAAGCUGAAAGCAAUCGUGAUUAUGUGUUUCAGCUGCUGCGGAAGCUAGAAAGUCUUUCAUGGCUGGAAGUGCUUACGAUUCUGCUGCUCCAGUUGAGAAAUCUGCGAAAGAUCUGGACGAACUCAAAUUUGCUCAACUCAAAGGGUUCAAGGACCGAUUUGAGAAAGGAGAAGAGAGCGUGGAAGUGCAGAAGACUACUGUGGAUCUUGGAGAAGGCGUCCAACUUGGAAACAUCAAGGCUACCUUCGAGAAGGGAACUGUUGACGAGUCCGAAAUGACUACUGAGGACCGUGCCGAGCUCAAGAAGCGAGAAAUUGAAGCCGAGUUCGAGAGGUACAAGCUGGCCAGAAAGGCUGCUGCUCUCAAGGCUCAAGAAGAAGCCGCUGAGACUGGAGAUUCGGCUAAUGCUGGACAGAAGCAAUUAGAUGUCGAAAUCAAGAUGGCCGGAAAAGCCCGUGAAAAGUUCCGUCAAAUUGAUGCUUCUGGAGCCGCCCCCGUUGCUCCACAGCAAAAGAAGGCUGCGGAACCCAGCAAAUGGGAUAAGAAGGAUGACAAACCAGUUACGGAGGUGAUAAACAGGAAAGUGGUGGAGGAUGAUGACGUGCCAGAACAGGAAGAUGCAUUUGAUGUGAAGAACUUGAUGAAUAAGUUCAAGAGCAUCGGAGAAUCUGGUGGCCAGUCAGCUAAAGCUAACACUGAGCAUAGAGCAGAGUUGGAAGCAUUGAAAACUGCCGCCAAAGACUUCAAAGCCAAGUUUGAGGGUGGCGGAGAGGCUGAUGCGGACGCGGCAGCUGUAGAGGUCAAGCGGCAACAGAUGGAGGAAGAGUUUGAGGCUCUGAAGAGUAAGUAGUUUAUCCGUUUGACUUCAAUUGCGAUAUUUCUUCAGAAGAGCGUGAAGAGGCUCAAAGAAGGUUGGAAGAAGAGAGACUGGCCGAAGCAACUGUUGCUCAAGGUAACGAGGCCAGAGAUGAGGAGGUGGCCAUCAAGGCGGACCAUGCUUCGAAGAUGGCUGCGAAAUGGGAGAAGAUCCAGCAGAAGGAAGCCAAGAAGGCCGAGAAGAGCAAGAUGCCGGACAAGAAGACGGGCGCGGUAUGAUUUUCGAGCGGUUCUGGUGCUUUUGGGCGUUUCAAUUCAAAUCUUUGCUGAUGGUCUUAUUCGGAUCCUAUCCGGGCUCAGUGAAACAAACCAGCACUAUCUCUUCCUUCCCCCAAUUGUAUCCUCCUACACCCCGUAUUUAUUGCCUUCUAGUCGUGACUUUGUCUGUGCAAUCCAAGUUGAAUCCAUUUCAAUAAAUUUUGAAAAACAAUGAAAAAGUUACCACAGUUCUAGAACAGAACAAUCUUUGCUGUGUCAGAAUCUAGAUUGAUCUAAUCCACAAAUAUUUUUCUGCUGAGACUUCUCAUACUCUUGCUUCUAACUUUCUCUGCCUCAGCCCCACUAACCUCUUCUUUUUCUAACUCUUUAACUUUGUUUGCCGUGGAUUUUUUCUUAACAUGUGUGCAUAACUAAUCCUUUUCCAGAGAUUCUCGCUUCCUCCACAGGACAAGUGCUCUCUGUGCACUAAGAAUGUGUACCGCGCUGAACAAUUCCAAUGCUUCGGUCUUCUCUACCACGUCAACUGCUUCCGAUGCGUCGACUGUAAGCAGGCUUUAAGGUGAGCAUUCUGCAUACGUUUUUCGUUGGACCGUAGAAGUUCAGAGUGGAAAAAGCACAUCGUUGCUCGAAGAGUGGGGAUCUCUACUGCCGUGUUCAUUUCAAGUUGAUGGAACAAAAGCAGACUCGGAAGAUGUUGGCCGUCGAGGAGAACAACAAUAACGCGUCGGAUCAAAUUCAAACGGAAGAGGAGGUUUCGGAUAUUUAA
This is a messenger RNA of Caenorhabditis sp. 36 PRJEB53466, 5340 nucleotides long. The record is from the annotation of a GenBank genome assembly. NCBI's taxonomy places the organism in Eukaryota, Metazoa, Nematoda, Chromadorea, Rhabditida, Rhabditidae.